Echinostoma caproni is the source of this 594-nucleotide messenger RNA. NCBI's taxonomy places the organism in Eukaryota, Metazoa, Platyhelminthes, Trematoda, Plagiorchiida, Echinostomatidae. The record is from the annotation of a GenBank genome assembly.
AAAGCGCAUCCGGUUUUCCGUGCUCUGUAUUCUGACGCUUGGGAUUGUUCGGUAGAAUGUGAAGAUAUCUUACGUGGGUUGAUUCGCUGCGUUACUGAUCGUCCUGUUAUCGCCCCGUUUUCACCAUCAAAACCGACUACACUCAUCACCAAUGCGUCCGACGUCGGAAUCGGUGCUGUAUUAGAACAAGAAGAUUGCCCAGUGAUCUGCAUUUCACGUCUACUCAAUGCGGCAGAAAAGGGAUACUCACAGACUCAAAAAGAAGCGUCGGCUCUAUUUUGGGCUGUUCGACGAUUGCACAAGUACCUUUUCGGAUUGCCUUUUACUAUCAUCACUGAUCACCAAGCGCUACAGUUCUUGUUUAACCCCAACAAAUCCAUCACGAAGUCCACUGCUGCUAUGCUACAGAGGUGGAGUAUCGCUCUAGCCGCAUAUAACUAUGACAUCCAACAUCGUCCAGGAAAGACCAUCCCGCAGGCUGAUUUCCUCUCUCACUACUCACGAUUUUCAGAGGCCGAACAGUGUCAUUUCAUCACUCCAGCACCAACAGUGUCUCGAAAAUCUUUACAUAAAUCUACCAAGCAGUACUACUAG